Messenger RNA from Paramecium octaurelia, 225 nucleotides. The record is from the annotation of a GenBank genome assembly. Lineage: Eukaryota; Ciliophora; Oligohymenophorea; Peniculida; Parameciidae.
AUGAGUGAAGAGAAGAGCCUAGCAUCUGCAUCUAAGUCAAUCACAAAGAAACCUUGCUCUUGGAAAUAGAUGUUCCGAAAGAAGAAUUAUGAAGAGCAAAAGAAGAGGGAAGAAUUAAGAAAGUUAGGAGAAGAAAUAGCCAAAACCGAAGAAUUUCUCCAAAAUGCUUGGACUCUAGUUGCUAAAGUCUUAAAUAGCAAAUCUCUUAUAACAUAAUUGAAGUGA